Messenger RNA from Belonocnema kinseyi, 541 nucleotides. Its product is annotated as microtubule-associated proteins 1A/1B light chain 3B-like. Gene Ontology annotation, biological process: macroautophagy; autophagy of mitochondrion; cellular response to nitrogen starvation. Bases 93 to 461 code for a protein of 122 amino acids. The record is from RefSeq and is a predicted model, not a curated record. Gene Ontology annotation, cellular component: autophagosome membrane; autophagosome; cytosol. The transcript has 4 exons. Lineage: Eukaryota; Metazoa; Arthropoda; Insecta; Hymenoptera; Cynipidae. Gene Ontology annotation, molecular function: ubiquitin protein ligase binding.
CAAAUAUACUCGCGUCUCACAGCUGAUUCGGAAGAAAUAAGUCGUAGAACGUUGUUAAAUUGUGGAAUUGUAGUUUGAAAAUAUAAACCAAGAUGUCUUCAACACCGAAAUCGUUCAAAGAGAAACGUUCCUUCACUCAAAGAGUGGCAGACGUCGAUCUCAUUAGGAAACAGCAUCCAAAUAAAGUUCCUAUAAUUGUGGAACGAUAUUAUGGAGAAAAGCAGUUACCGCUGCUCGACAAAUCAAAAUUCUUAGUUCCUGAUCACCUUCCAGUAGCAGAGCUUAUUAAAAUUAUCAGACGAAGAUUACAACUAAAUCCAACACAAGCAUUCUUUCUACUUGUAAAUCAGAGGUGUAUGGCCAGUGCUAGCAUGACAAUGGCUCAACUCUAUCAGCGUGAAAGAGAUGAGGAUGGUUUCCUCUACAUUGUAUUCGCCAGUCAAGAAGUGUUUGGUCAUUAGAUUUAAAUUUAAAAUAUUACACUACAAGAUAAGAUAACUGUACAGCUUCUCGACUUCAUUUAUGCUUACACAUUUGUGAC